Molecule: messenger RNA, 310 nt
Organism: Aplosporella prunicola CBS 121167
Lineage: Eukaryota; Fungi; Ascomycota; Dothideomycetes; Botryosphaeriales; Aplosporellaceae
Exons: 1
Coding region: 50-280 (76 amino acids)
Source: RefSeq, a predicted model, not a curated record
ACCUCACGCUCACACCUCGCUCGCGUGCCAUAUGUACAACACACACAAUAUGCGCAACGCCUCCGCAAUAACCCCCCUCCACAAUCACAACCCAGCACUCAAUCCCACACACGCCCCCUGGCGCAGCAUCCAGCCAAUCAGCGUUGAGCUAAAACCCCCAAGCAGCAAGCACGCCGGCCCGGCGCACGGAAUGGAACCGACCCCCCAGUCCCCGGGGCCCGGCGCAAUCAAGCAGCGGAACGCAGCAGCGACGGCUUGGCCGGCGGGCCUGCCAUAUUAACCAGAAACAUGGAGAAGAAGCAAAGAAGCA